Molecule: messenger RNA, 3926 nt
Organism: Porites evermanni
Lineage: Eukaryota; Metazoa; Cnidaria; Anthozoa; Scleractinia; Poritidae
Source: the annotation of a GenBank genome assembly
AGUCUGUCAACCAGUCAGCUUUGUCAGGCUACCAACUUGUCGGUCUGUCAGCUCCUCAAUCUGUUAAAGAGCCAGCGUUUGAAACGUUAGUUGUUCCAGCUUUAUCAACUCAGUUGAUAUAAUAAAUUUUUACGUCAGCUUGUGAGCCUGUCAACCUGUCACCUUGACAGCUUGUCAGUCUCUUGGCUUCUCAGAAAGCAAAACAGUAGGCCAAUCAGCCUAUCAGCUUGUCGACUUAUGGUAGUCUGUGGAUAGCCUGUCAGUCUCUCAGUCAGUGGGCCAGAUUGUCAGUUUAUCAAACUGUUAGACAAAAGAGAUUUCCACUAUUAAUCAGUACUAUUCAGCCAUAUCAGCUUAUUACAACGUGGUAUGCACGGAAAUGAUUGGUGGCUCGGCCAGUUCUGAAUUUUCAGAUCCACACAUCGAUGCACACGUUAAGCACGCAAUUCUUUCCAACGUGAAGCAGUUUGGAAAUAACAAAUAAUUGUGUGUAUUAUAUAAAGUACCUAAGGUCCAACAAAUUAUGUGCAAUUUGGGAGAUAAGUUCUAACGGCCAUCUGGAAUAUACGGUUUACCGAAGACUUUUAAGAUCUCUAAUGUCAUUCGUUAACACCUUUAAACAUGAUGUAUUUGCUUACUAAACUGAAAUUAUGCCUCCUUUAAUUUCAACAGGUUAAUUGGACUUUGCGGUGACUAACGUAAUUCAGCCAACUUCUUAUCCACCUUUAAGGUGGAAUGAUCCUAGACAAAAGGAGAAACGGUGUAUGUCUUCCGACGCAAAGUCACUGCUCACCAAAUAUUCCUAUCGGGGCCGCUGUACAAACUACGCUGCAGCCAAAUCUAGAGAAAGACUUUAGCCUUUCACACUCACACAGUACGACUUCAGAUCACUUUCGUCGUACGUUUCGAGCUAAGAUCGACAUACUUACGAUGUAAUGCAUCAGGUCAUUUAACCAACAGAGGGCGCAGACAUGGGAAGUAAAAAUCAAGUGAUUUCCCAGGCGAUAAAUAAUGACCGGUCCUUAAGGCCUUUGCUGAAAUUGCUAACCUGUACAUUCAUGGAGAGUUUCGAAGAACAGGCAAAAAGUGCAUCAUACUACAAGCCAUGAUUCUGGAUCCCAUUAGCGUCCAUAUAUAGCGUCUUACAGCAUCUGACAACCAUCAACCUUGAAUCCCCCUCACCAUGGAGACGAAGAAUAACAACAAACUCACUUUCCUUCUGGACACACAGUUUUUAAGGCAACAGGACGAACACCUCUUUACCAGCUUAUAAAGGCAGCUAACGUAAUGCACUGAUGGGUCAUUGGCUUAGCCUGUGUUUUACACAACCAACUAUCAAUAACACGUAUUAUUGUUAAGUAUAUUUACCAGCCCCACCGACAUCUUGUAGCAGACGAUCUGUUAUCUCCAGGGAGAAAACAAAUAUCUUCCAAUCUGUCCUUGUUUCUAAUGCUACUCCUCUUUCUUUUUUUUUUUUGCAGAAAAUUUUAUUGCCGAAAUUAUGAAGCCAAGCAACAGUGCUUAACCUUCGACUGAGUUCAGAACCACUGCGGGUUUUACCGAAUGCCAGAGGUCUGCCAAGCAACUUCACCACUACCUACAACAGCAAGGCGUACGCAUUGCCUUCAAGUCGAAGACAACACUCAGCAAGACGUUUACCUAUUAAGCAAGACGGCUUAGUUUACAGGUUUCCCUUCGAUUUGGUGAAGUUUACAUUUGGGUGAGACUGGAAGCCUUGGCAAGGUAGAGUCAUUAUGAUUAUGAGUUAGCAGAGCCUGGUUCCAGACUAAAUAUGACUGACACUCGACACUUAGUUUGUCCUAAAACUGUACGAUCUUCACCUUUCAUGAGACCUUUCUGAUCUUUUCUGGAGCAAUAAAGUCAAGCGCGAAAUUUCUCAAGGUCCAAAGUACACUUCCCAGAUCUGGAAGUCUGCUGUGAUUGGUCUAUGUUUUUUUCCGCUCAAGUCAGAAGACGUUCGUGGGGCAGGAACGCGUGACGAACCCCGAAGAACGUCUGCGUGGGAGACUACCUUGAGAUUAGGAUUGCGGAAAAAAAAAAGUGAAACUGAAUAAAUAAUAUUUGAGUAAGAGAUUAACGCUUUUUUAAUUUUAUCACGCUCGCCUCAUUCUUGGAGAGAGAGGUGAUGUGUGAAGGUCAUUAGCAAAAGAUCCACUUGACACACUAUGGAACUCAGUAAUGGACAAACUUGUCUGAAAAUAGAGGGUCUGAUUUUUGAUCUCUGUCGAUUCCUUAAAAAUAUAAUAACUUUUUUUGAAAUAAAUGUGUAGAAAUGUAUGUGUUUCGUUUAAUACUUAAAAGUGAUGGUAAAUCAUGGGCCGCUUACAAAGUCUUUAAAUAUAAUUUUUACAUUGGUUCUGCGAAAAAAAAAAUCAUUGUUUUUAAAGAAAAAAAGAAAAGGGACAUCUUAUCCACCAAUAUGGCCUCGUUAUUUUGUCACCUGUUUGCAAACCAGAAAUCCAAUCUUUUUAUUGUGUGGAUAUUGCAACUUUACCACCUCCAACUUUGGAAAUAACCAGCACCACAGGAUUCCCACCUCGCCCAACCACUCUGGCAGAAAAGGUAACAACAUGCACACAAGCCGUAGUAACAACUGAGGUUUGGAAAGAAUAGUAGUUUCAUUCUCCUCGUGUAAGCUAUUCCGAAUUCCGAUAUAAUAUUGGAAGUUUUUGCUAAUAAAAUUCAGAAUCCUGGGCUUUAGAAUCGGCAACUCAGCUCACGGAAUCCGGAAUCCCGCUAAGCACAGAAAUCCAGAAUCCCAGUUUCAGUGACAAAGAAUCCGGAAUCCUGUACCUGGAAUCCAAUCCAAGACUAUCUUCGAAAAUCUUAUAUGAGGCAAUAAGCCAUUUCCGAGUUCACCCGGGCCUCUGUUUCAAAACGAGGGUAGCUGCUCAGCGUUUUAUAUGGAAAUCAUUUUUCAUUCUCAUGCAAAUAAAACUCUUUUUCACAAGAAAAGGUUGUGCAACUAGCCUCAUUUUGAAAGUCAGGGUUUUUGGAACUCGGAAGUGGCCUAUUCGAUACUCCCUCAAAUAUCUUACAAGCUAAGGUUCGGAAAUGUUUUCCAAAAGUUCGCGCGUGAUAAAUUUCCUGUUCCUUUUUGCGGGGAAGUAAGAAUUGUUUCCAACUGUCUUUUUGAGAGUUAUCACAUCUCUAAGAGAAGACGAGAGUGCACUGCAUGGUAGGGUAAUAAACAAUAGCCCCACCUUAUAUACUACCAAUUCGUUAAUGCUAAUUCUAAGGAAUUAAUAUACAAACGUAAUCGACUGGUUAAUUGAGUGAUUAAGUUAUAAGUGAAUAAUUAAUUUAUUUGGACUUUUUCCUCUACAACUUGUUUAAUUAUUUUUUGUCUCUUAUCAGGAAACCACAUCUGGGAUAAAAGGUAGUACACAGCAAGAUCAGCUGGUCAUCUUUUCAUCUUAUCGGCUUUCAGUCUUUUAGCUUUUUAUGUUAGCCUUUCAAAACGUUAGCUUGUUAGUCACUCAGUCUGUCAGCCUGUCGGACGAUUAACCUGCAGCCUGUCAGAUUGUCUCUCUGUCUGCCUCUUAGUCUGUCAACCUGUAAUAGUUUGUCAGUUUAUCAGACUGUCAGGCAGUCAGCCUCCGUUUUAUCCUGACAAUCUGACAGCUUUUCAGCCUGUCAGUUUGUUAACCAAUCAGCUUUGUUAGUCUGUCAGCCUGUCGGCCUUCAAGCCUGUCAGCCUGCUAGAUUGUUCGCAAGUCAGCCUGUCUUCCUGUCAACCUGUAAUAACUUGUCAGACUGUCAGGCAGUCAGCCUCCUUUUUAUUCUGACAGUCUGUUACCUUGUUAGCCCGUCACAGUCUGUCAACCAGUCAGCUUUGUCAGGCUACCAACUUGUCGGUCUGUCAGCUCCUCAAUCUGUUAAAGAGCCAGCGUUUGAAACGUUAG